AUGCCUCGUGGACAGAAGAGUAAGCUCCGCGCCCGUGAGAAACGCCGCCAGGCCCGGAGUGAGUCUCAGAGUCUCCAGGGUGCUCAGGCCAUGUCGGCGGAGGCUGAAGGGGUCCCCUCUUCUCCCUCCCCUCCUUGUGGUGAUGAUCCCCAGAGCUCCCCUGCUGCGGGCUCAGGGAAGAGACCCCCGGGGUCUCGGGCAGCCCCGUCUGCUCCCACUCCCUCUGCAGGCGUUUCGUGCGCAAGCCAGCCCGAGGAAGGGGCCGCAAGCCAGCCUGAGGAAGGGGCCGAGGGCCAGCCUGAGGAAGGUGCCGAGGGCCAGCGUGAGGAAGGUGCCGAGGGCCAGCGUGAGGAAGGUGCCGAGGGCCAGCGUGAGGAAGGUGCCGAGGGCCACGGUGCGGAAGGGCCAGACACCUCCCAGGCAGAGCCCAGCACCGAGCCUUCCGGCCCAACCCCUCUGGAGCAGAAGGCGAUUCUGCUGGUGCAGUUCAUGCUGCGCAAGCAUAACAUGAGGGAGCCCAUAAGAAAGGAAGACAUGAUGAAGUAUGUCAUCAGAAAGCACAAGCAGCACUUCUACGAUAUCCUCAGGAAAGCCUCCGAGCUCAUGGUGCUGGCCUUCGGCAUGGACAUAAAGGACGCCGACCCUGCCGGAAACUACUUCAUCCUUGUCAGCAAAUUGCGCCACGCCCGUGGUGGCCGGCUGACCGGCGAGAUCGUGCCCAAGAGGGGCCUCCUGAUGACCAUCCUGUGUGUGAUCUUCAUGAAGGGCAACUGUGCCGCUGAGGAAGACAUCUGGGAUGUCCUGAACGUGAUGGGGAUCUACGCUGGAAAGAGGCACUUCAUCCAUGGGGAGCCCAAGAAGCUCAUCACUCAAGACCUGGUGCGGGAGAGAUACCUGGAGUACCGCCAGGUGCUCGGCAGUGACCCUCCGCGCUACGAGUUCCUGUGGGGCCCCCGAGCCCAGGCCGAGACGAGCAAGCUGGAAGUGCUGGAGUUCCUAGCCAAGCUUCAUGAUACCCACCCCCGUGCCUUCCCGCUCUGGUAUGAAGAGGCUCUGCGGGAUGAGGAAGAGAGAGCCCGAGCCAGGUCGGGAGCUGCGAGGAGCCGCGCACCCUCGGCCAGUGUGCGUCCCAGGAUCAAUUUCUGCAGCUCUCCCUACAGGCCCUGA
Pteronotus mesoamericanus is the source of this 1167-nucleotide messenger RNA. RefSeq names its product melanoma-associated antigen B1-like. Gene Ontology annotation, cellular component: nucleus. The transcript has a single exon. Gene Ontology annotation, biological process: negative regulation of transcription by RNA polymerase II. The coding region runs from base 1 to 1167 and encodes 388 amino acids. The record is from RefSeq and is a predicted model, not a curated record. Lineage: Eukaryota; Metazoa; Chordata; Mammalia; Chiroptera; Mormoopidae.